Messenger RNA from Durusdinium trenchii, 504 nucleotides. NCBI's taxonomy places the organism in Eukaryota, Dinophyceae, Suessiales, Symbiodiniaceae. The record is from the annotation of a GenBank genome assembly.
AUGUUUGAGUUCCAGGAGAUUUGCCAAACUUACAAUGAGCUGGUGGUCGUGGUGAAUGGCUUGAAGAUGGGUCAACAGCAAUUAAAGACCUGGCAAGCGAAGUUGUCGACCCAGCUUAUGUCGACGGACCUGGGCAACCUGAAUCUGUCUACUCAGGGUUUGGCUCCUUUCGUGGCCAAGUUUCAAGCACUCGACAGCCAAGUGGCCAAUGGGUUGGCGCAGGCUGACCCGUUCCAAUCAACUUCUACCAUGUGCAACAAAGCCUUUCCCAAGAAGAUCCCGGCAGAGAUCCAAGCGCGGCUGAAACUCUUUGAGGAGACACCUGUGUUGAUCUCGCGGCAAUGGACCAGCUUGGCAGCUGGUGUUGCUCUCCUUGCUGUGGUGCUCCCAGCAGCCAUGCUCCUCUUUGCCUACAAGCGUGGAGAACGUCCUGGCUCUGUGGCAAUUCUUCCCCUUGAAGAUGGUCAAGAAGUUCAUGAAUUGGUUUGCAUUGACGGACCUUAG